UCUGCUUCCGGCUCGAAUUGCUUUCCCAACACCCGCCUUCAACAUGUCCGAGACUGCGCCCGCCGCGCCUGCCGCACCGGCCCCUGCCGAGAAGACGCCGGUGAAAAAGAAGGCCCGUAAGGCUGCAGGUGCCGCAAAACGCAAGGCGUCCGGGCCCCCGGUGUCCGAGCUCAUCACUAAGGCUGUCGCCGCCUCCAAGGAGCGCAGCGGCGUGUCUUUGGCUGCGCUCAAGAAGGCGCUGGCGGCCGCGGGGUAUGAUGUGGAGAAGAAUAACAGUCGCAUCAAGCUGGGUCUCAAGAGCCUGGUGAGCAAGGGCACUUUGGUACAGACCAAGGGCACCGGCGCCUCGGGUUCUUUCAAGCUCAACAAGAGGGCGGCCACCGGGGAGGCUAAGCCCAAAGCCAAGAAGGCGGGCGCGGCCAAGCCUAAGAAGCCCGCAGGAGGAGCUAAGAAGCCCAAGAAGGCGACGGGGGCGGCCACCCCCAAGAAGAGCGCCAAGAAGACCCCAAAGAAGGCGAAGAAGCCUGUCGCCGCUGCUGGAGCCAAAAAAGCAAAAAGUCCGAAAAAAGCGAAAGCAGCCAAGCCGAAGAAGGCGCCUAAGAGCCCAGCGAAAGCUAAGGCGGUGAAACCCAAGGCGGCUAAACCUAAGCCCGCCAAACCUAAGGCAGCCAAGCCAAAGAAGGCAGCAGCCAAGAAGAAAUAGGAAGUUCCUUUGGCCUAAGGCUUAGAAGUUCGACACAACCCAAAGGCUCUUUUCAGAGCCACCCAAAGAUAUCAGGAAAAGAGCUGUUGGCACAUUAUUAAGGGGGCGUGGCUGGGAGAAAAAGGCAGCAAGUGAGGGGCAGUCCUCCCCAGGGUGGGUCUUGAUGGCAGCAGCUGUAGUACAACGUGACAGUCCCUUUUAGGAAACUGGUAAUAGCGUGAUUAGACUGACCAGGGAACAGGCCUGAGUGUAAGCAUUUUGUUUUAGGCUCCAGGGUGCGGAGGGAUUGGAGAUCGCUGGUUGGAAGUUGACCCCACUUCGCCCCAAAGGGCGCGGUAAGAGAGAGCACAAACUUAGGGGCAGGAACUCUCCCCCCAGUAUACCAGGCACUACGUUCUGUAGGUGUCUGGAGACUACUAAAGUGAAAUUUAAAUGUUUACUCCAUUGCAUGAAAGAUGGUUUAUCAUUUAAUGAGCCACUUGCAUUUUCUUUGGUUAACAAGGACAUGCCGACAGGCAAAAUUGGCAUGUUUGCGGGAAAAAUACUCCCAGGUAUUUUAAGCAUCAUGGUUUUUUAAUAAGUAACAAAAAUCAUCAGGACUUCUGAUGGAGAGCGAAGAGAUUAAGGAUUGUGAACUUUUAAGAGAGUGACCCAGCCCAGCACAUUAUGUGCAAGUGGUGGUUGCUUAUUGAUUAGCUGCCCAGGGCGCGGGGUAAUGUGUUUAUCGAGCUUGUUCCCCAGCCCCAGCUGGACAUU
Molecule: messenger RNA, 1459 nt
Organism: Balaenoptera acutorostrata (minke whale)
Lineage: Eukaryota; Metazoa; Chordata; Mammalia; Artiodactyla; Balaenopteridae
Gene: H1-4
Product: H1.4 linker histone, cluster member
Exons: 1
Coding region: 44-703 (219 amino acids)
Biological process (GO): nucleosome assembly
Cellular component (GO): nucleosome
Molecular function (GO): structural constituent of chromatin; DNA binding
Source: RefSeq, a predicted model, not a curated record